AUGUUUGGACACAUUCAACCAGGUCCCCCGGACCCCAUGUUCAUCCUGAAGAAGAAUGCGGACAACGAUCGUAAUCCAGAGAAAGUGGACUUGGGUGUUGGUAUCUAUCGAAGCGAGGCCUGUACCUACCAAGAGUUAGAGGUUGUGAAGCUUGCCAAAGGGCAUCUCGAACGCGCUGAUUUAGGACACGACAUCUCAUCCGUUCAGACAAUAUCUGGCACCGGCGCCAAUGCCCUGGGCGCUCUGUUGAUUGCCAAGGCCAUGCAACCAAAGCCCAAGGUUUAUAUUGGCAUUCCCACGUGGGGAAACCACCUUGACAUCUUUCAAAAUGUCAAUAUAGAGAUAGUCACGUACCAAUAUCUCGAUUCUUCCAAGCAUGUAGUGGAUUUUGCCGCCCUUCUGAAUGCCGUGCGGACAGCUCCGCCGGACAGCGUCUUUAUCCUUCAGGGGUGCUGCCAUAAUCCCUCCGGCGUCGAUCUGAGUGUCCAGCAGUGGGAAGAGCUAGCUUCCGAGAUGAGGGCCAAUGGCCAUUUGCCAUUCUUUGAUACUGCCUAUCAAGGUCUUGGUGAUGGCUUGAGUGAGGACGCGGUGGGCGUGCGGACUUUUGUGGAAGCAGGCAUGGAGAUGCUCGUCUGUCAGUCCUUUUCGAAGAAUUUCGCGCUCUACGGGGAGAGGUGUGGAGCCCUUCACGUGGUAGCAAACUCGAGCGAGGUUGCUUUCAAUGUCCAGGACAGACUGCGGAGUCUGAUACGUUACACUUAUUCUUCACCUCCAGCUUAUGGAAGCCGACUGGUCAAGACUGUGCUGAACGACAAUGCAUUGCGGAAAGCCUGGAUCAUGGAACUCGACGGUAUGAGGAAACGGCUCAAGAGGAACCGUCAUGCUCUGCACGACCAGUUGGUGAAUGUGCUGAAGACACCAGGGGAUUGGACUUAUCUCCUCAAUGAAAAGGGGCUCUUCUCGUAA
Messenger RNA from Diaporthe amygdali, 966 nucleotides. Its product is annotated as aspartate aminotransferase. The record is from RefSeq and is a predicted model, not a curated record. Gene Ontology annotation, molecular function: pyridoxal phosphate binding; transaminase activity. The transcript has 5 exons. NCBI's taxonomy places the organism in Eukaryota, Fungi, Ascomycota, Sordariomycetes, Diaporthales, Diaporthaceae. The coding region runs from base 1 to 966 and encodes 321 amino acids. Gene Ontology annotation, biological process: amino acid metabolic process; biosynthetic process.